This is a messenger RNA of Chlamydomonas reinhardtii, 3325 nucleotides long. RefSeq lists its product as uncharacterized. Gene Ontology annotation, cellular component: catalytic step 2 spliceosome. Gene Ontology annotation, molecular function: ATP binding; RNA helicase activity; RNA binding. The coding region runs from base 293 to 3016 and encodes 907 amino acids. Lineage: Eukaryota; Viridiplantae; Chlorophyta; Chlorophyceae; Chlamydomonadales; Chlamydomonadaceae. The record is from RefSeq and is a predicted model, not a curated record. The transcript has 19 exons. Gene Ontology annotation, biological process: mRNA splicing, via spliceosome.
CACAUACACCUGAAUGAUUGCACGUAGCCCUAGGCCAGUGUGCAUGGACGUGCGCUCAUCAACGGGGCCUGCGCUGCACACAACUGCAUACUUCAACACAUUCACUCCAAGAUCGCUCUCUGGGCUGCGACCAUCACCGUUGAGGUUGUGCUUCCGGAGCUCAGCAAUAUUAAACACCGCAUAGGCACCAGUCGAGUCUCUCCACGAGCCGGGCGCUCGUUCUUGUGCCUCUGAAAUUCAACACAAAUAGUCUCCAUUUGCUAGGCGGGCGAGCAGGCGGGGCAGCCGGCAGAUGGGCCGCUCACGCUCACGCUCACGCUCGCCGGCAGCAAAGCGGGAGCGCUCACGCAGCCCUGAGCGUGGGAGUAAGCGCAGCCGCCCUGAUAGGGACGAUCGGCGGGACCGGGAUCGCGAGGAGGAGCGCCGUGACCGUGGCCGUGACGAGGAGGCCCGGCGGGGAGGAGACCGGGACCGCCGCGGUGACCGGCCCGACCGUGACCGUGAGCGGGAUCGCGACCGCGAGAGGGAUCGUGACCGAGACCGCGAGCGGCCAGAUCGCAGUGACAGGGACAAGGAGCGGGAGCGUGUCGACAGGGACCGGGAUGGGCCCGAGCGGGACCGCCGGGAUGACGGAGGCCGCAAGCGCUCCCCUAGCCCCCGCAUCAAGAAGGAAGACGAGGAGGAAGGGGCGGUGAAGGGCGGAAAGGAGGCGUCGCCGGGCCUGGCACCUGGCAAGAAGUUGGAGCCGCUGUCUCUAGAGGAGCUGCUGAAGAAAAAGAAGCAGCAGCAGGAAGAGGAGGCCAAGCCCCGCUUCCUGACCAAGGCGGAGCGCCAGGCGCUGGCCCUGGCCAAACUGGAGGCGCAGCGCACCGGCGUGCUGGCUUCGCAGCAGGCCAAGAUGGACGCUGCACGUGCCGUCGGCGCCUCCGCCGGUGUGGCCUCUCUCCCACCACCGCCGCCACGGCUAUCGGGUGGCAGCGCACUACCGCCGCCGCCGCCCAUGCCUGGGCGCGAAUGGGAUCGUGACCGUGAACGCGAUCGCGACCGGGGCCGCGGCGACCGCUACGGCGACCGAGGCGACAGGGACCGGGACCGGCGUGAUGGCGGCCGCGGAGACUAUGACCGCGGCGGCCGGGACGGCGGCCGCGAUGCUGGCCGUGAUGGCGGCCGGGGGCGGGAUGACGACCGCAGGGGCGGGAACGCGCUGGGCACCACCGGGCGUGGCACGACGCCCAUCCCGGGCGCUCUGACGGGCGGCGUGCCCGAGCAGACGGCGGCGGAGCGGGAGCGCGAACUGGAGAUGAUCAAGCAGCAAUACCUGGGCAUGGAAAAGCUGAAGAAGCGGGUGCUGCGCCCCAGCGAGAAGUUCAAGUUCAAUUUUGACUGGGACUCCAAGGACGACACUUCGCGGGACCUCAACCCGCUCUACAACAACCUGCACGAGGCGGCACUGAUGUUUGGUCGCGGCAUGCGCGCCGGCAUUGACCGCCGCGAGCAGAAGAAGGUCGCGGCGGCGCUGGAGACAGAAAUCCUGCGCAAGACGCGCAUGGCGGCGGGUAUCGAGGACACGCACGAGACGCGCGAGCACGACCGCGAGCGCAAGCGCCUGGCGGACCAGUACGACGGAUUCGACAUGCGGGUUGAGAAGCACUGGACCGAGAAGUCGCUGGACGAGAUGAACGAGCGCGACUGGCGCAUCUUCAGGGAGGACUUCAACAUCGGGUACCGCGGCGUCAACACGGUGCUUCCCAUCCGCAAGUGGGAGGAGAGCGGGCUGCCCUCGCUGUUGCUCAAGGCCAUUGAGAAGGUGGGCUACAAGAAGCCGUCUCCCAUCCAGAUGGCGGCCAUCCCGCUGGGCCUCAAGCAGCGCGACGUCAUUGGUAUUGCCGAGACCGGCUCAGGCAAGACCGCUGCAUUCGUGCUGCCCAUGCUUGCCUACAUCAUGCGGCAGCCGCCCAUGAACGAGGAGAACGAGGCGGACGGACCCUACGCCGUGGUGCUGGCGCCCACGCGUGAGCUGGCGCAGCAGAUUGAGGAGGAGACGCACAAGCUGGCGCACUACACCGGCUACCGCGUCACCUCAGUGGUGGGAGGCCAGUCCAUCGAGGAGCAGGGCACCAAGCUGCGCAAGGGCUGCGAGAUUGUGAUCGCCACGCCCGGCCGCCUGCUUGACUGCAUCGACCGCCACUAUGCGGUGCUCAACCAGUGCAACUAUGUGGUGCUAGAUGAGGCGGACCGCAUGAUCGACCUGGGCUUCGAGCCGCAGGUGAUUGGCGUGCUGGACGCGAUGCCCAAGAGCACGCUUAAGCCAGACGAGGAGGGCGCGGUGCUGGAGGAGAACCGCACCUACCGCACCACAUACAUGUUCAGCGCGACCAUGCCACCCGCGGUGGAGCGGCUGGCGAAGAAGUACCUGCGCCGGCCAGUGGUGGUGGUGAUCGGCAGCGCGGGCAGGGUCACGGACAACGUCACGCAGCGCGUGUUCGUGGUCAAGGAGAACGAGAAGGGACGACUGCUGGAGCAGGAGCUCAACAACGUGGACGAGAAGCGUGUCAUUGUGUUCGUCAACACACAACGCCAGUGCGACAAUGUGCACAGACAUAUGGACGAGCUGGGAUACCACUGCACCAUCCUGCACGGAGGCAAGACGCAGGACCAGCGCGAGGCCGGCAUCAAGGGAUUCAGGGACGGAACUUACAACGUGCUCAUUGCCACCGACGUGGCGGGCCGCGGUAUCGACGUCCCCGACGUGGCGCUCGUGGUCAACUACGAUAUGCCCACCAACAUCGAGAACUACACCCACCGCAUCGGUCGUACCGGCCGCGCCGGACGCAAGGGUAUCGCCGUAACCUUCCUCACGCUCGGCGACACGGGCGUGUUCUUCGACCUCAAGAAGCUGCUGGAGGACUCCAAGGCCGCCGUGCCUCCGGAGCUGGCGCGCCACGAGGCGUCCAAGGUCAAGCCUGGCACUGUGGAGGCUAAGAGCCGCAAGGACCAGACCGUGUUCGCUACGUAGUAGGACUAUGGUUCGGUCCCAGUACUGCGGCCAUGGGUUGGCCUGGCCGAUUUGGUACAGUCUGGGAUGGCUGGGCUGCAGUUUCCUUGGCCCACACGGUGGCGGACGAGUGCUGGGUUGCGUGCUUUUAUGGCGGUGAGACUCUGUGGUGGUGCUGUACGAGGUGGACACGCGGUUGUUGCUACAUGAGGUGGUGGUGCGCCCGGUGGUCCUGGUUACGGCACUCGAUUGCCUCCUGCACGAAGGCCGGAGGACUGAGCGCCUCUGUACUCUGGCAGAAACAAACUCGCCUUGUAAUCUGGGGUAGUC